ACAGAAAUGAUUUAAAAUAAUUUCAGUAAUAUUUAUACCAGAUGUUCUUAGAAGACGACAACGAAAUUUAAAAUGACCCCAAUACUUUAUUUGAUGAGACCGUGAAUCAUCAUUAUUUUGAUCUGACGAGAUGGAAAAGAACAUAAUCUAUCCAAAAGUUCCUGUUUAUACAUACAUUUCAUAAGUGCACAGCUGUAUUAGCCGUCAUAACCCGAAGGAAGCUGCGACUUAUCUCGGAAAUUGCAAGGCGGAUGCUGUGCCACGGACGGCAUUGAGGACCAAUCAUACGAUCACAAAUGACCACCGCUGGAAGGUAAGUUUAGAAUGCGCAGUUUGCGAAGUCAGUUACUUAGACGCAUAACAUUUGCUAAUGCAUUUAUGUAUGAUGUUUCAAGAUGUUACGAGUACAAAACAUAUAAAGCUAAGAGCCUAGGCUACGAGUAAGUAUUUAAGUAAUGAUGUAGGUAUAUGGACCAUAAUUUGGCUGCUAUCUACUGACGCAUGCUGUAAUAAAGCAUUUUAUUGUCCCAAAUACAAGACUUAUGUAAAAGUAGAACGAUUCGGUAAAUGGAACAAGUAAAGUGUGAAGAAUACUGCGGCUUUGAUUGAUCAAUUUCGUCCUCUUUGAGGUCGCUAUCGGGGUCACUCUUAUUUACUAUGCCUUUUCGGUACACGACAGUAGCCAUAGCAACCAAUUAUUUUGACCAUUUGAAAGAACGCGUUUAUUGCAGUGGUUUUCUUUGUAUUGAUGAUUUUAUUUAAGUAGUGAUAAUCAUUUUAGGUUUUCUUUUAUAUAAACUACACGAUCAUGGCUACGGCAACCCCACCAAAUAUUUCUGCUAGGAUAUUCUACGGACUGCGUACAGAUAUUCAGUACAAUGCCCAUUAUUUGACGGAAUCGGAAAUCAUAUACCCAGCUGGGGGAGUGAUUGUCAUUCACAAUCAUCUUCAGAAGAAGCAGAAGUUUAUAAGGCUUCAGGACAAACACAAGCCUAUCAAAUCAUUAGUUUUAGCGCCAAAUAGACGAUGGCUGGCACUCAAUGAAAUAGCUGAAGAAGGGCAGAAGCCUAUAAUAACAAUAUACGACUUGACAACAUACAAAAGGCGAAAAAUCUUGACCGUCCCCUUCGAAAAUUCGACGGCUAGAGAAUUCGCAUGUGUACAAUUUACGUAUGAUUCAAAGUAUCUCGUCGCAAUAACAGGGGAGCCUGAUUGGUAUUUGUAUUAUUACAAUUGGGACAAGGGGAAGGUGGAGAGUCAUGCAAAGGCGCAGAACCCAAGCGGGCAAGGAGUAGUCGAAAGUGUGCAAUGCAACCCUUCGGAUGCUACUUUGGUGGUCAUUACAGGGCCUUACACUUUCCGCAUCAUGAAUGUUUCGGAAACGGUUUGGAGGCAAUGGGGGUGGUGUAAGGCUGAAAAUAUCAACAUAACCACCGCCAUGUGGUUGACGCCGGAUCGCAUCAUGUUCGGGACAGACAACGGCGUCAUCAUGAUGGUGGAAAACGGCGAGCUCAGGCAGAACUGCAUCUUUAAAGCUGCCGAGGUUCUAGAAAUGUCCCUGAAGAAAGUUGAAGCUGAGGCAGAAGAAACUGCUGAGAAGGCGAGUACUUCAAGCAAACAAGAGGAAACGAGCGACACAGGUGCUGCUGGUGGCGUUGAACUCCUCGAAGAAAGUUACCCUGUCACUUGCUUUGUGAACUUUCCAAAAGGGUUCGCAUUUGCUUGUGGGCCUGGUUAUGUGCACAUGUUUGAGAAAGAAACGCCACACCAUUGGAGAAAGAGGAACCUGUUCAGGAUAUCCAAGAAGUCCUACAAGCACACACGGGACAACCCACUCUGGUCUCCACUUGAUGCCAUUCAGCACAUCACGAUAGAUCCUAACCAGGAAACGCUGCUCAUCACGACUUUGCGGAAGCAGUUGUAUUACGUGAAGCUAUUUGGGGUGCAUAUGUUACAGAACCCUGAAAUCUCCUUCACGGAGCUUGGCCCAGCAAUGCAUUACGGACGAAUAAACUCCCUUUCCAUGUGCGCGUGGAAGCCAAUCUUCAUGACCUCCGGGGAACAGGACAAGAGCAUCAGGAUAUGGAACUACAUGACCGACGACAUAGAGUUGAUCAGACUCUACCAGGAGGAAAUACACUGCGUUUCUUUACAUCCCACUGGUUUAUUCGCUAUCGUCGGAUUUUCAGACAAGCUGCGUUUUAUGGUGGUACUGAUCGACGAUUUUGAAGUCAUGCGAGAGUUUCCUAUAAGAAACUGCAAGCAGGCCAAAUUCAGCACUAACGGUCACCUGUUCGCCGCAGUCAAUGGUCAAGUCAUACAGGUGUUUUCGUCAGUGUCCUUCCAGAAUGUUUAUAACUUGAAGGGUCAUAACGGCCGGGUAACAUGCCUGGCGUGGUCAACCAACGAUCUGACCCUGGUAUCUUGCGGCACAGAGGGCGCUGUAUACGAGUGGAGUAUGUCUACCGGACAGCGAGUCGGGGAGGUCAUACUCAAGACCAACCAGUUCAACGCAUGCGCCGUUAACAGCAUCGGAAAAACUACAUACGGAAUCGGCUCGGACGGCGAAAUCAAAGAAAUCGGAUCAAACACCAUUCGAAGGAACCUACCCUUAAUCGGAUGUGCACUAGACACGAUCGUGCUAUCUCGCUCUGACAUGAUGCUCUUCAUAACUGGUGGAGAAGGAGGAGUGACUACCGUCCAACUGCCGCUAUUGGAUAAGGCUGUGUUUAAUGAAUUUCACAUGCACAAUAAGAAAGUGACUUCCAUUGCCUUGUCGUAUGACGACCAAACGUUAGUGUCGGUAGCAGAAGAUUCCUCUAUCUGUCUGUGGAGGCUGACAAACGCAGAUGGGAGAGCGAUUGCUUUAGACAAGGAUUUCGCAUAUUCGAAAGAGAUUUUGAUCAGCAAGAAAGAUUUGCAAGAGAAAAUAAACAGUAUCAAUUUGCUUAGCACAAGGAUGAGUGAGUUGGAGACGGAGCACACGUACCAGUUGCGACAAGCGGAGGCCACACAGGCGGAGAAGUUGAAAGAAGUCCAUGAAGGGUACUGCGCUGCCAUUGAAGAACUCAAAGAGAAGAAUGAGACGAUGGAGAAUGAACACACGCACGAGAUUGGUAUGAUCCAGCAAGACAUAGCCAAGCUGCGCUCAGGCCACGAGCGGACGUUACAGGCUCUUGAGGCUGACUUCAACAUUAGACUCAUCAGCGAGUACGACCGGUAUCAAAGCCUCGAAGACAAAACAGCCCGAAUGAGGAAAGAUUACGAGCAACGGUUGGAAGACCUCGCCGAAAGCAAGCGCCAGGCUCUCAGAGAAAUGAACAAAAUGUUUGAGGCGAGACUCGAAGAGAAGGACAUGUUACUAUUAGAGUUACAAGAGCAAGCUGAUAUGGAAACGAAAGAACACGAAACUAUAAAGGCCUCAAUAGAAGAAGACGCCGAUCGUGAAAUUAUAGAAAUUAGAACGGCGUAUGAAGUGCAGCUGAAAGAAGAGAAAGACGCCAAUGUGCGUUUAAAAGGCGAGACCGGACUCAUGAAGAAGAAACUUAUAAGCGCCAAUAAAGAAAUAGACGAGUUUAAACAUCAAAUCUCACAGUUGAAAGCGGAACAUAAACAAUUUCAAAAAGUUAUUUCUACUUUGGAAAGAGACGUAGCCGACCUAAAAAAAGAAAUAUCAGAAAGAGAUGGUACUAUUCAAGAUAAGGAGAAGAGAAUUUAUGAAUUGAAAAGAAAAAAGCAGGAACUGGAAAAAUACAAGUUUGUCUUGAAUUUCAAGAUAACUGAACUAAAAAAUCAGAUAGAGCCUAAGGAAAGAACCAUCAGAGAACUUAAGGUUCAGAUUGAUGACAUGGAGAAUGAGGAACUAAAAUUACUGAACGUAAAACAUGACCUCGAACUUAAAAUCAAUCAGCUGAACGAAAAGUUAGCAUCGGCCAAGAAGGAUUACCUGAGCGAAGCCGAUCGAAAUAUGACAUUGAAGAACACAUUGAAAAAGAUAAAAAUUGAUUUACAUAACAUGACAGCGAAUUUCCAAGACCCAACUAAACUCAAACUCAAUGUUAAAGCUCUCUUCCACAAAUACGUGGAAGAUAUAGACUUCGUGCGCAGCCGCAUCGCGGAGGAUGAAGCGAUACGGGAGUUCAACCGCCAGCGCGACCACUUGGAGAAGCAGGUGGCAGCCCUCAAGCAACAACUGGCUAAGUCCCUUGGAGGCUCUAAGAGCGACAUCGGCAAGAUCAUGGACGAAAACUGCACACUGUUGUCUGAAAUCAACAACCUACGUACGGAGCUGAAGUCAACGCGAACGCGGUGCUUCCAAAUGGAAUCGAUCCUUGGACUCUCGGCUCGAUAUAUUCCGCCUGCCACCGCUCGAGCGAAGUUGAAAUACUUCACUGAAGACCGGGAGAAGCUGGAUGAAAGAUUCAAGCAGAGAAUUGAGGAAAGAGAAGAAAUAAUAGUCGCUCUCAAAGAGGAAAACGACCGUCUUCUCGGUAAGAUUAGAUGCGUUGAAGAGAUCCCGAGGUUUUCCGACUCCGAACCUGCCAUGCCUACAGAAUAGCGAUGUUUUUUUAAGUUAUUAUGAUAAUAAAUUACCACAAUUUUCCAUCAUGACGAAUUUUUAAUGCAACUAAAAAUAUUAAUUACGCUUGUUCUAUUACUAUUAAUAUUAAGACUAGUUUCCUUCUCAUGGCCAAACAGUUAAUUGGUUGAACUAGAAUAUUUUUUCCUUCUCUAAACAAACCUGCCUUUGCCUGAACAAACUUUGUGGGUACAAUAAUAACGAUAAUAUUUAGAUUAAGAAAGUAUUUAUUAAAUUUAAAUGCACUGGUUGAUUGCCUAUGAAUUGCUUCACAAUAUUUGCCCGAAAUAAAGUAACAUAAAAAUUAUCUUAGAACUAAAUAACGACGUUCUAUGAAGUUUAAAUGCCCUUU
Messenger RNA from Ostrinia furnacalis (Asian corn borer), 4931 nucleotides. RefSeq names its product testes of unusual size (gene tous). Gene Ontology annotation, molecular function: protein binding. NCBI's taxonomy places the organism in Eukaryota, Metazoa, Arthropoda, Insecta, Lepidoptera, Crambidae. The transcript is spliced from 22 exons. The record is from RefSeq and is a predicted model, not a curated record. The coding region runs from base 809 to 4558 and encodes 1249 amino acids.